CCCGCCCCCGCCGCCAGAGGUUGGGGAAGUUUACAUCUGGAUUUUCACACAUUUUGUCGCCACUGCCCAGACUUUGACUAACCUUGUGAGCGCCGGGUUUUCGGUACUGCAGCCUCCUCAAAUUUUAGCACUGCCUCCCCGCGACUGCCCUGUCCCUGGCCGCCGAGGUCCUGCCCUCACCCCGGCGGAGCGCGAGCCGGAGGGCGCAGUAGAGCCUGGGGCCUGGGGCCCUCGCUGAGCAGCUAUGGCUGCGGCGAUAGCCAGCUCCUUGAUCCGACAGAAGCGGCAGGCGAGGGAGUCCAACAGCGACCGAGUGUCGGCCUCCAAGCGCCGCUCCAGCCCCAGCAAAGACGGGCGCUCCCUGUGCGAGAGGCACGUCCUCGGGGUGUUCAGCAAAGUGCGCUUCUGCAGCGGCCGCAAGAGGCCGGUGAGGCGGAGACCAGAACCCCAGCUGAAAGGGAUUGUGACAAGGUUAUUCAGCCAGCAGGGAUAUUUCCUGCAGAUGCACCCAGAUGGCACCAUUGAUGGGACCAAGGACGAAAACAGCGACUACACUCUCUUCAAUCUAAUUCCCGUGGGCCUGCGUGUAGUGGCCAUCCAAGGAGUGAAGGCUAGCCUCUAUGUGGCCAUGAAUGGUGAAGGCUAUCUCUACAGUUCAGAUGUUUUCACUCCAGAAUGCAAAUUCAAGGAAUCUGUGUUUGAAAACUACUAUGUGAUAUAUUCUUCCACACUCUACCGCCAGCAAGAAUCAGGCCGAGCUUGGUUUCUGGGACUCAAUAAAGAAGGUCAAAUUAUGAAGGGGAACAGAGUGAAGAAAACCAAGCCCUCAUCACAUUUUGUACCGAAACCUAUUGAAGUGUGUAUGUACAGAGAACCAUCACUACAUGAAAUCGGAGAAAAACAAGGGCGCUCAAGGAAAAGUUCUGGAACACCAACCAUGAAUGGAGGCAAAGUUGUGAAUCAAGAUUCAACAUAGCUGAGAACUCUCCCCUGCUUCCUUCUCUCAUCCCUUCCCCUUCUCUUCCCUCCCAUUUACCCAUUUCCUUCCAGUAAAUCCACCCAAGGAGAGGAAAAUAAAAUGACAACGCAAGACCUAGUGGCUAAGAUUCUGCACUCAAAAUCUUCCUUUGUGUAGGACAAGAAAAUUGAACCAAAGCUUGCUUGUUGCAAUGUGGUAGAAAAUUCACAUGCACAAAGUGUAACACACUUAAAAGCAAAGGAAAAAAUAAAAUCAGAACUCCACAAACAUUAAAUUAAACUGUAUUGUUAUGCAUAGAAGGCUAAUUGUAAUGAAGACGUUAAUAAAGAUGAAAUAAAGUUAUUACCUUAAAGGAAAGGGUUUUGGAGAACUGAA
Molecule: messenger RNA, 1354 nt
Organism: Piliocolobus tephrosceles (Ugandan red Colobus)
Lineage: Eukaryota; Metazoa; Chordata; Mammalia; Primates; Cercopithecidae
Gene: FGF12
Product: fibroblast growth factor 12
Exons: 5
Coding region: 245-976 (243 amino acids)
Molecular function (GO): growth factor activity
Source: RefSeq, a predicted model, not a curated record